GCCGCUGCUUUGUUUAUUUAGCUCUAGAGACAGUCACCUAGAAGUUGGAGCCGGUGACGUAUAAAUCCUGCGCCGGGGGACACAGAGGGAGCAGGUAGACAUGGCGGAGUAUAAGAUCCGGGGGUACCGAGAUUCGGACUAUGAGGUGGUGCGGGAGCUCUUCUCUCACGGCAUGAGUGAGUACGUUCCCAGCGUCUGCAUCCACGUCCUCAAGCAGCCCUGGGUCCUCUUCGUCCUCACCUGCACCUUCAUCAUCCUCCUCUGCAGCUCCAAAUCCCUCAUCCUGCCCUUCAUGGCCGUCACCCUGCUGCUGGCUCUGGGCCGCCAGGUCCUCGGCUACUGCUGGUCAAUGUACAUAGACCACUGCCUGAAAGAGGACCUGCAGGACAUCCGGAAGACCUACAUGGAGAGCCGGGGCUCCCACUUCUGGGUGGCGGAGGCUGAGGACAGCAUCGUGGGGACCGUCGCCGUGAAGCCUUCGGAGGAGAAUGGCGAGGAGCUAAUCCUUAAGCGUAUGUCGGUGAGGAAGGACUUCAGGGGGCUCGGGAUCGCCAAAGCCUUAUCGCGGGAGGUCAUCGGCUUUGCCAGGCAGGGAGGCUACAAGGCCGUCCUCCUCAACACGCUGAUGGUCCAGGUGGAGGCCAAGAAGAUGUACGAGAGCGUGGGCUUCACAAAGUACCUGGAGUAUGUCAUGCCCACCGUGUACGGGAAUCUGAUCAACUUCACCAUCUCCAAGUAUCGCUAUGACCUCUUCCCGGCUCCCAGCUAGAGGCCGAGGGACCAAGGACUAUCCUUACGCAUCACUCAGGGGACCCGCAGCCGCUACCACCACCGUCUUACCAAU
Molecule: messenger RNA, 844 nt
Organism: Nanorana parkeri
Lineage: Eukaryota; Metazoa; Chordata; Amphibia; Anura; Dicroglossidae
Product: probable N-acetyltransferase camello
Exons: 2
Coding region: 101-769 (222 amino acids)
Molecular function (GO): N-acetyltransferase activity
Source: RefSeq, a predicted model, not a curated record